Elgaria multicarinata webbii is the source of this 1182-nucleotide messenger RNA. RefSeq names its product SPO11 initiator of meiotic double strand breaks (gene SPO11). Gene Ontology annotation, cellular component: nuclear chromosome. The record is from RefSeq and is a predicted model, not a curated record. Gene Ontology annotation, biological process: meiotic DNA double-strand break processing; reciprocal meiotic recombination; meiotic DNA double-strand break formation. The coding region runs from base 7 to 1182 and encodes 391 amino acids. NCBI's taxonomy places the organism in Eukaryota, Metazoa, Chordata, Lepidosauria, Squamata, Anguidae. The transcript is spliced from 13 exons. Gene Ontology annotation, molecular function: DNA binding; DNA topoisomerase type II (double strand cut, ATP-hydrolyzing) activity; ATP binding.
UUCAAUAUGACCUUCCUUAGAGAGACAAACUGGUCCUUGUUCACUUUAUUGGAUCAACACCGACUUUACCUCAGGGAAGCAGCAGAAGAACCCAUAGUUAGCAUUUACAGCUGUGAGAUCUCUAGCUCUGAGGUUCUUAAAGCAAUUGAAAACGUCAUUGAAGAUAUUAUCAUAAGUCUGUCCAAAAAUGAAGCACCUGUUCUAAUCUUGAAAAACAGAUCUGAUUGGAGCAAUAUACAGUUUAAAGCUUCUGUAGGUUUGCACAUGACAUCUAACUGCACCACAAAGAAAAUAAGAAGUGACUGUCCCAAAUCAGCACCAAAAUUUGCUCUAUUUCUCAAAAUGUUAUCUAUUAUCUACAAGAUGGUGCAGACAAAUAUUUAUGCAACUAAAAGAGAUAUAUUUUACACAGAUACAGUACAUUUUGGUAACCAAAGAGUUGCGGACAACAUUAUUGAUGACAUUUCCUGUAUGCUCAAGAUACCUAGGAGGAAUCUACAUAUUCUGUCUACCAGCAAAGGUUGCAUUGCUGGUAAUCUAAGUUAUAUUGAGGAGGAUGGUACCAAAGUCUACUGCACCGGCAGUACAACAGCAGCUGUACCAUCUAAUGUUGAAGGAAUGAGAAAUUUGAUCACAGAUGCAAAAUUUAUUUUAAUUGUAGAAAAAGAUGCAACUUUUCAGAGACUGCUAGAUGACAAUUUCUGUGGUAGAAUGUCUCCGUGCAUAAUAAUUACGGGGAAAGGUGUACCAGAUGUGAAUACAAGGCUUCUAGUCAGAAAAUUAUGGGAUACUUGUCACGUACCUGUCUUUGCUCUCAUGGAUGCUGACCCACAUGGUAUUGAAAUAAUGUGUAUCUACAAGUAUGGCUCUGUGUCUAUGUCAUUUGAAGCCCAGCGCCUCACAGUUCCAGCGAUAAGAUGGCUUGGCCUCCUUCCAUCUGAUUUUGACCGACUGAAUAUACCCAAGAAUGCUUUGAUUCCACUGACUAAAAGAGAUCAAAGUAAACUGGCCAGUUUACAGAUAAGACCUUAUAUUGCUUAUCAGUCAGUCUGGAAAAAAGAACUAGAUAUUAUGGCAACAUCUAAAAUGAAGGCUGAAAUUCAAGCUUUGACUUCUUUUUCAUCUGAUUAUCUUUCCAGAGUGUAUUUGCCAAACAAGUUGCAGUUUGGUGGAUGGAUAUGA